AUGUCCAGCAGCCCUUCCGUUCGUAAAAUUUUCAAAUCUCUUGCUCCAACAGAGAAGGAGGCCAAUGCUCGCGCAAGUUCACAACCUGGCUCGCAGUUGGUCUGUCCCCCUGGACCGGCCGCUUCGACCCUAGCCCGCGGUGGCUUGCUAGAGCAGUAUCGCUGCACAUGGGAGGGUCUCGAUGGCGGCGUGGGCGGUCGUGUGCGGGUCUCGUUCCUUUCUCUUCCAUUCCCAGCAGCGUUAGCAGUCGGAAACUUCCAUGGGGCCUUGCUUCUUCCUCGGGGCCUGGGCUGUCCAGUCGGAAGCACCAAUGCGAAGCGUCAACAGCGCUGCUUCCAUGGGUUCGUGCCAGGUACAAACAAUUCUCUGCUGCCUCCUUCCUUCCUUCCAAGUCCCUUCGCAGGUCCAACGGCUUGCACAGGUAUCCGUACUGGGCAAGCACGGGCACCGACACCUUCGAGAGAAAACCGCACUCGCACGGUGGUGGAGUCUUGGGACGUUCACGCAAAUCUCGGCAAUUCAUCAGCCUUCCGCAUGCAGAACCCUGACCUGCCUGGCUACCCUCCCAGGACAUCUCGACCGCCUCUUGUUCCAUUUGUGGACGCACCGCGGGAAUCCGCUACUGAUCGAGCAGAAGGCCGUCGAAUCUCCAUUUAA
Colletotrichum paranaense is the source of this 657-nucleotide messenger RNA. RefSeq lists its product as uncharacterized. NCBI's taxonomy places the organism in Eukaryota, Fungi, Ascomycota, Sordariomycetes, Glomerellales, Glomerellaceae. The transcript is spliced from 2 exons. Bases 1 to 657 code for a protein of 218 amino acids. The record is from RefSeq and is a predicted model, not a curated record.